Xenopus tropicalis (tropical clawed frog) is the source of this 1362-nucleotide messenger RNA. Its product is annotated as ABC transporter F family member 4-like. The record is from RefSeq and is a predicted model, not a curated record. Bases 1 to 1362 code for a protein of 453 amino acids. The transcript has 12 exons. NCBI's taxonomy places the organism in Eukaryota, Metazoa, Chordata, Amphibia, Anura, Pipidae.
AUGGGCCAGCAGACUAAACAAAAGAAAGCGAAGAAAGCUGUAAAGAAAAUCGAAGUGUCAGAUACCGAGGAGGAUGAGGAAGAAGAACAAUCACCAGAACCUCCCAAAAAGUCUGCCAAAAAGCCGAAGCCUCCAAAGAAGCCUGUGCGUAAAUCUAAGAAACGUGCAGAGCCUAUAUCUGAGGAGGAAGAAGAGUCUGAAGAAGAGCAGACAGAGAUAAGCCAGUCUGAGACUUCUCCUACAGAGGAGAGUAGUGAGACUGAGCCAGAGGAAAAGCAGCAGAAAAAGAAAAAGAUUAAACCAAAGAAAAAGAAGAAAGCUGCUAAGAAAAUAGAAGUGUCAGAGGAGGAAGAAGACUCAUCUUCUUCAUCUUCCACUGAGGAGGAGGAAGAAGAAGAAGAGGAAGAACCUCCCAAAAAGUCUGCCAAAAAGCCGAAGCCUCCCAAGAAGCCUGCGCGUAAAUCUAAGAAACGUGCAGAGCUUGAGGAGGAAGAAGAGGCUGAGGAAGAGCAGACAGAGACGAGCCAGUCUGAGACCUCUCAGAUAGAGGAGAGCGAGGCUGAGCCUGAGGAAGAGCAGCCAAAGAAGAAAAAAACUAAACCAAAGAAGAAAGAGAAAGCUGCUAAGAAAAGAGUAGAGGAGGCUGUUUCUGAAGCUGAAUUAGAGGAACAGCAACCAGAGACCAGCGAGAGCGAGAUCUCUCUGAAGGAGGACAAAUCUGCAUCGGAACCAGAAGAUGCAGAAACAGAGAAAGUCCAGUCAGAGGAUGAAGAAAUAACAAGAAAGCUGGAAAGGAAAGGUGCUAUAAGGAGGCACACAAGAAUGAGCAGAGAUGAUACAGACUCUGAGAGGCCUAAAGAGAGUAAGCAUCCUGAGCUUUCUGGUAAGGCUGCAGCAGAGGCAGAAGAACCUGCUGCGGAGGCUGAACCUGAAGCAGAAGAUGCAGAAAUCGAGAAAGACUCUCAGACACCUAAAGAAAGUCACCAUAUAGUGAAAGAUCAGAAGGGUCACCAUGCUGAGAAAGAGUCAGCAGUGCACCCUGAAAAGAAGACUACUGAUCAGAAGGGUCACCAUGCUGAGAAAGAGUCAGCGGUGCACCCUGAAAAGGAAACUACUGAUCAGAAGGGUCACCAUGCUGAGAAAGAGUCAGCGGUGCACCCUGAAAAGAAGACUGAUGAACAGAAGGGUCACCAUGCUGAGAAAGAGUCAGUGGUGCACCCUGAAAAGAAGACUGUGGAUCACAAGGGUCACCAUGCUGAGAAAGAAAAAGAAGCCUGCCGAUCACAAGGGUCACCACGAUGCGAAAUCAUCAAAGGUGCACCCAGAGAAGAAGCCUGCAGAUCACAAGGGUCACCACGAUGA